AUGGAGGAGGAGAUGCAGCCGGCGGAAGAGGGGCCCAGCGUCCCCAAAAUCUACAAGCAGCGCGGCCCCUACAGCGUCCUCAAGACAUUCCCCAGCAAGAGACCGGCGCUGGCCAAGCGCUACGAGCGACCCACCCUGGUGGAGCUGCCGCACGUGCGGCCGCCCCCGCCGGCCUUCGCGCCGCAAGCCGCGGUCUCCAUCAGCAGCAGCGAGCCGCCGCCGCCACCGCAGCAGUUCCAGGCGCAGAGCUCUUACCCACCCGGGCCCGGCCGGGCCGCCGCCGCCGCCUCGUCGUCGUCUCCGUCCUGCACUCCCGCCGCGUCCCAGGGCCACCUGAGGACCCCAGCGCCGCCGCCCGCGGCCCCCGCCGCGUCGUCGUCCUCAUCUUUCGCCGCCGUCGUCAGGUACGGCUCGGGCCCGGCGGCAGCCGCCGCGGGCAGCAGCAGCGCGGGCGGCAACGGCGCCAGCCUGGAGCUCAGCGCAGAGAGUCGUAUGAUCUUGGACGCCUUUGCUCAACAAUGCAGCCGAGUCCUUAGCCUCUUAAAUUGUGGAGGAAAGCUUCUGGACUCCAGCCAUUCUCAGUCCAUGAUUUCUUGCGUAAAGCAGGAAGGCUCAAGUUACACUGAAAGACAGGAGCAGUGCCCUGUUGGCAAAGGGGUCCACAGUCAGACCUCAGACAAUGUAGACAUAGAGAUGCAAUAUAUGCAAAGGAAACAACAGACUUCUGCCUUCUUGAGGGUUUUCACUGACUCCCUACAAAAUUACCUGCUCUCUGGGAGCUUUCCGACUGCAAACACCUCCUCAGUCAGUGAGUAUGGCCACCUGGCGGAUGUGGAUCCUCUAGCAACGUCCCCCGUGCACACACUAGGUGGCUGGACCUCCCCGGCGACAUCCGAAUCCCACGGUCACCCAUCCUCUUCUACACUGCCUGAGGAAGAAGAAGAGGAGGAAGAGGAGGGCUACUGUCCUCGAUGCCAAGAGCUGGAGCAGGAGGUGGUUUCACUGCAACAAGAAAAUGAAGAGCUCAGAAGAAAGUUAGAGAGCAUCCCAGUGCCCUGCCAGACGGUUUUAGACUACCUGAAGACGGUGCUUCAGCACUACAACCAGCUUGUGAUCCCACAGCCAGCCGACCAGCCGGCCGAGGGAAGCAAGCAGCUGUUGAACAACUAUCCUGUCUACAUAACGAGCAAACAGUGGGACGAGGCUGUAAAUUCUUCAAAGAAAGACGGGAGGCGGCUCCUUCGAUACCUCAUCAGAUUUGUUUUCACAACCGAUGAGCUUAAGUACUCAUGCGGCCUUGGGAAAAGGAAAAGGUCAGUGCAGUCAGGAGAGACAGGUCCUGAAAGACGCCCUCUGGAUCCAGUUAAAGUAACAUGCCUCCGAGAAUUCAUUAGGAUGCACUGUACCUCCAACCCCGACUGGUGGAUGCCCUCGGAGGAGCAGAUAAACAAAGUGUUCAGUGACGCUGUGGGUCACGCUCGGCAGGGGCGGGCAGUGGGGACUUUCCUGCACAACGGAGGCUCAUUUUAUGAAGGGAUCGAUCACCAGGCUUCCCAGGAUGAAGUCUUCAGUAAAAAUUCCCAGGAUGGGUCUGGUGAUUAG
This is a messenger RNA of Mesoplodon densirostris (Blainville's beaked whale), 1602 nucleotides long. RefSeq names its product BEN domain containing 4 (gene BEND4). Lineage: Eukaryota; Metazoa; Chordata; Mammalia; Artiodactyla; Ziphiidae. Bases 1 to 1602 code for a protein of 533 amino acids. Gene Ontology annotation, molecular function: DNA binding. The record is from RefSeq and is a predicted model, not a curated record. The transcript is spliced from 5 exons.